This is a messenger RNA of Lodderomyces beijingensis, 1125 nucleotides long. NCBI's taxonomy places the organism in Eukaryota, Fungi, Ascomycota, Pichiomycetes, Serinales, Debaryomycetaceae. The record is from the annotation of a GenBank genome assembly.
AUGGCUCACGAUCUCAAAUACCCCAAGCAUCUUCAAGUACGGAAUCUAAUCAAGACCUCCAUCGUGAUUGGAGAUUUCAAAGGGUUUUCGGGGAAUUUUUCCAAGGACAUCUUGUUGAGGUUGAAAAGAUGUCCGCUUGUUCAAGAGAUCACUGAGGAUUUGACAUUCAAGACUUUUGACUAUAAGAUUCAAGCCGAUGCACCAAGACACUUGGCCCGCAUUUCCAGAAGGAAAAGAAUGAAGCCAAAUAAGCAGUACCCUUAUAUUUACGAUAAAAAGUAUAUGGGGCAAGGGGUCAAUGCCUAUGUGAUUGACUCUGGAGUUGAAGUUAAACACCCUGAAUUCCAAGGACGCGCACUGGCGGGGCAGGAUUUCACCAACGAAGGCUCGGGUGACUCCAACGGGCACGGAACUCAUGUGGCUGGUUUGAUUGGAUCUCAGACGUAUGGCGUGGCCAAGAAUGUCAAUAUUGUUGAAGUCAAGGCCUUGAAUAGCAAGGGCGCCGGUUCAUUGAGUACGAUUUUAUCAGCUAUAGAUUUCACCGUGAAGCAUCGCCUUGACUCUGGUAAAAAGGGAGUUGCAAAUUUGUCAUUGGGAGCAUACAAGAAUCACGUUUUAAAUCGAGCUAUAGAACAAGCCACGAAAUCUGGGUUGCUUUUUGUUGUUGCUGCUGGGAACUCAAACAUUAAUGCUUGCUUGACGAGUCCCGCUAGUUCGAAAUAUGCCAUCACUGUGGGUGCAAUUGACGAUCAUAAUGAUUCGGUUGCCACGUUUUCGAAUUGGGGCGAAUGCGUUGAUUUGUUUGCUAGUGGUGCAUAUGUUCGAAGUGUUGAUGCCAAGAACCACGACAAGUCUCAAGUGUUAUCGGGAACCUCGAUGGCUUCGCCGAUUGUUACUGGUUUAGUGGCAAAUUUGUUGAGCGAAGGUGUUGAUCCGCAAACGAUCAAGGCCACGUUGUUGCGCAUGACUGCCAAGAAUCGGAUUUCGAAAUCGUCGUUGUUUUUGAGGAAACAUACCCCAAAUAGAAUUCUUUACAAUGGGAUAAAGGAGAAGAUUUUACUCUGGGAAAGUCAAGCUGCCGAGGAGGAGGAAUUUGAUGAAGAAUACGCAUCACACUCUGAAUGA